AGGCAGUCAGGAGGAGGGAGGCUGCUCUCACACAUGAAGGAGGACUCUGGGAACUUCACAGGGAACAUUUCAUUUCAUCACAUCAUGGAGGAGAAAGUACAUUUGACUGGAUUAUUUUUACUUUUGAAGGCUGGGACUUUGGAGUUCGGUCCAAUUAAUGUUUUGUAAGUUUUUUUUUAUCUUCUCUGCAAGGUGUUUUUAUUUUUUGCAAAAUGGAUAACCUGGACAACACGACUGUGUUAAAUGACACGACAUCCACGCAAAGCAAUCACACCUUGGGUGUGUGGAACGACUACACGCCAGAGUACAAAGCGGCCAGCGUGUUUUUGGUGUCCCUCAUAUGCGGCGUGGGUAUGGUGGGGAACAUUAUGGUCAUACUGGUGGUUCUGACCACCAAACACAUGCGGACCCCCACUAACUGUUACCUGGUGAGCUUGGCCGUAGCGGACCUGAUGGUUCUGACCGCCGCCGGGCUGCCCAACAUCACGGACGCCCUGCGUGGACAGUGGGUGUACGGCUACGUGGGCUGCCUGGGAAUCACCUAUUUCCAAUACUUGGGAAUAAACGCGUCGUCUUGCUCCAUCACAGCCUUCACCGUGGAGCGCUACAUCGCCAUAUGUCAUCCCAUCAAGGCGCAGUUCCUGUGCACUUUGUCCCGGGCCAAAAGGAUCAUCAUGCUGGUGUGGGCGCUCACGUCCAUCUACUGCGUCAUGUGGCUCUUUUUGUCGGACACGCAAACUUUAGUGUACGACAACGUGGUGCUGCUCAGCUGCGCCUACAAAGUGUCCAGGAGUCAAUACCUGCCUAUUUACUUCAUAGAUUUCACAGUGUUUUACGUGCUGCCCCUGAUGCUGGCCACGGUUCUCUAUGGACUCAUCGCCAGGAUCCUUUUCCUGAACCCCUUGCCUUCGGACCCCAAAGACAGCACCAAGAAAUGGAGGAGAGGAACUAGUAAAGGAGGAGGAAGGGUGAUCAAUGCAAGCUCCUCCAGCAGCACCACUGCUGCCUCCAGAAGACAGGUAACAAAGAUGCUGGCUGUGGUGGUGAUCCUCUUUGCCUUACUUUGGAUGCCCUACCGCACCUUAGUGGUGGUCAACUCCUUCCUGGACAAGGCCUACCUGGACACCUGGUUUCUGCUCUUCUGCCGACUCUGCAUCUACUUGAACAGCGCCAUCAACCCGGUCAUCUACAACGCCAUGUCCCAGAAAUUCCGCUCAGCCUUUAAAAAGUUGUGUCACUGCGGCCCUCAGCACCUGGAGAAACCUGCUUCGUACAGCAUGGCUCUUACCUACAGUGUCAUCAAGGACAUGUCUAAUGGAGAAAGUCCUGACCACUUCACCACAGAAAUGGAAGAGCUACAAACCCCGAGUGGGUUUUCACCCACUGCAAUCCCACCAAUUGGCAAAAAGACUCUGUUUGAAGAGCCGCCACUUUUGGGAAAGAUGUCCAAAGCUAGAGAAAAGGGAACACUCGAAGUCAUCCAUUGAAUUGAUUGAAUGAUGUAUGGAUGUAAAAUAAAGAAAAGAAAAAUAUUGUAUUAUUUAAUCCUGUUUGACCCCCACCAAACACCCACUGGACUAUCUCAAAUAUCGCAGCAGACUCUAAGAAAAUAUCCACCCAUGAAAGAAUGAUAUAGCAAAGAAAACAAGUUUAUGCAUCCUGACUAUACAAUACACUACCUAACAUUGGCAGAGAGUACAUUUGGAAUACAGGAAGUGAACAAAUGUAUUAGAAAUUGACCUAAAACUGAGGGUGUAGGUUGAAACAGAUUUCUUCCUACUAUUUUUUGGACAUGCGGAAUUGAACUAAGUAAUGUAUGCCAAUGUAACUUGUGUGUUCAGAAUAAAUGAAAGCAUUAUCAUAAAAAGUGCAAGAUAUCACACUCAGCAGCAAGGGGAUUGAAGUACAAUAUCAUCUGCAUUCAUAAAAUCCCUGGUUAGAUGAAGAAAUGAUAUCCAACCUCAUUUUUCAAGCGACCCCCGGAUGACACUGACAUCUUAAUUUCAGCCAAGAUGGAAGGAAGCGAUGUAGAAUGUAAUGUGCUGCAGUGAAAUAAGAAGUACUGCACAAGAAGUACUGUACAAUAAUUGGCUUUUUUAUGAAGCAUGUUCCACCACUCUUGUACAUUUUCAAUCAUGUCUGUUUAGUGUCUUGUGGUGGGACUUGCUUUGGAAUUGAAUCUUGUUUUAGACUAAAUCAUUUCAGGAGUUUGUGCAUGCUCUGGUAAAGUUGAAAUGUAUUAUAUUUACAUAUCAUUUUGCACAAUGUUCGACUAUAUUAUUGUGAGAACAUAUUGGAGAGAGAUGGAAUUACAGUGGAAGGUUUUCGUCAUUAUAAUGAAUUCCAAACGGUUACAAAAAAUCAAAACGUAACAUGAGUGGUGGGGAGUUUUACUGUUUACUGUUACAAACUUAACUUUAAAAGGUGCACAGUUAGAGCUAGGCUUGCUCACUUUCCUGUAAACUUCAGCAGCAGGUACAAUCAUCAUUACACACACUGGCCCGGCUCACUGACUUUUAUGUGUCUCUGUUAAACCAUUCCCCUGCAACCUGUGUUCGCAAAGGAACCUUUACUUGCUAAUGUAACAGAUGCUACCUUUGUUUUUUUCUUGAAUUUUGAAUUUUGUUGUUGACCUUCUUCAUCAAAUUUCUGGCAAUUGCAGCAUUUUUCUGCAGUCGUUCUAAAUGAAAAAAAAAAAAAAAACGCAGAUUCCGCUAACACUCAAAGACGCAGUGUGCUUGAACGCCUCAUCAGCACACAGCACAAUGCUUGAAAGGAGGAAGGAAGGAGACAGAUAAGAGUUGUUUGUGUGGUCUAUGAACAAAUAAACCUUCCACAAACACAUAAUAAAGAAGAAUCUGUCUGUAGUGUCCCGAUUCUAAAAGAAGCACUAUCUAUUCUUUACAGAGAGUGAAUCACCAAUGAGUGGAAUAAACCUUCCACAAACACAUAAUAAAGAAGAAUCUGUCUGUAGUGUCCCAAUUUUAAAAGAACCAUUACCCAUUCUUUACAGAGAGUGAAUCACCAAUGAGUGGAUGCUUUGUUUGGGCACUCGACCAGUUUGUUAGGUGCACUGUAUGUUAACCAAGACAGUGUAUGAAAACCAAGCCUCUAUUGUAUAUAUAAAAUUAAAGCUACGGACACGUGAUGUUUUGAUUACUUCGGGGAAAAAAUACUUUUUUCUUGCGUUAUUUAUGCCUCAGGUCAGUGACCAGUAAAUAAAAAGGAGAAAAAAACAGCAUGUAGUCCUGAUAUGUUUCUCGGAUAGCAGUUUUGGCAGUCAUCUACUGAUAUUAGUAGAAUUGAAUUUAUGUGAUUUGUGCUCAGCAAAACCCGCAAGGAAAUGAUGAAAUGUUUAAAUAGAUCUUGAUAAAGUGCAGCACCUAUGUACGCCGGGGUAGCCUGCAGUAUGUACUGUAUAAAGCUGUCAUUGCUAUUAUUAGAAGGUACAAAAGAGCUCCAGAGGGAAUGAAGAGUUUUUGACAAAAAAAAGUGUUUUUUUUGCUCGGAGCCAAUCCUGUAAAGUUUUGAUUUGUGCAGUGUAGUGGAAAUGUUCAGUAUUGUGUCCCUCAAAUGUGCGCCACCAAGUGCAUUCAGAAAAAAAAAAGAGUGAAAAAAAAUCUUGUUUUGAUUCAUUCUGUUUGUGUUUUGUCUUGUCACACACGUCAGUGGAAGUCAAUUGCCUUCAAAGUGAAAUAAGUCGAAAAGAAUGAAAAGGCAUUGUUGUGUAGCGUAGCUUUCAUUAUAAAAUACCACACUGCUGCACUUUUUAUUUCACAGCCCCCGCUGCUUGGAGUGGAAAUGUUUUUUUCCGCACUCUACUGCUGUUUUGGAGAUCUUUUCAGUGAUAUGUAAUAUAUAUUUUGGUGCAUGAGCACAAUAGGAUGUCGGAGUGUUAUACACAUACUCAUUUUUACCCUU
Molecule: messenger RNA, 3921 nt
Organism: Doryrhamphus excisus (bluestripe pipefish)
Lineage: Eukaryota; Metazoa; Chordata; Actinopteri; Syngnathiformes; Syngnathidae
Product: thyrotropin-releasing hormone receptor-like
Biological process (GO): phospholipase C-activating G protein-coupled receptor signaling pathway
Cellular component (GO): membrane
Molecular function (GO): thyrotropin-releasing hormone receptor activity
Source: RefSeq, a predicted model, not a curated record